Penicillium cataractarum is the source of this 351-nucleotide messenger RNA. RefSeq lists its product as uncharacterized. The transcript has a single exon. Lineage: Eukaryota; Fungi; Ascomycota; Eurotiomycetes; Eurotiales; Aspergillaceae. Bases 1 to 351 code for a protein of 116 amino acids. The record is from RefSeq and is a predicted model, not a curated record.
AUGGCUCCCACACAAUACAAACUUAUUUUCCGGGUACCCCCCUCCCACCUGGAGGUCUGCAAACAAGCAGUUUUUGCCGCUGGAGCAGGUGCCUACCCUGGGGGAAUGUACGACGAAUGUUGCUUUGAAGUGCUGGGGAUGGACCAAUUCCGACCAACAGACAAAUCAACACCCUUUAUUGGCAAACCCGGGCAACUCGAACGCGUCGCCGAGUAUCGAGUCGAGACCUUGUGUGUCGGCGAGGAUGUGAUGCGCAACUCGGUCAAGGCGUUACGAAAAGUUCAUCCUUAUGAGCAAAUUGUGAUUGAAGUCGUGCAACUUGUCGAUAUUGAGGGGAGUGAUUUUUACUAA